Messenger RNA from Morchella importuna, 2178 nucleotides. RefSeq lists its product as uncharacterized. Bases 1 to 2178 code for a protein of 725 amino acids. The transcript has 3 exons. The record is from RefSeq and is a predicted model, not a curated record. NCBI's taxonomy places the organism in Eukaryota, Fungi, Ascomycota, Pezizomycetes, Pezizales, Morchellaceae.
AUGUUAAAAAACAACAUCGAUAAGAAUCUCGACCGUACAAGUCUCGAUUCUCUCUCCGACAGUUACCUCUCCGAUCAAUCUCCAGACGACCUAUCCCUCCUCUAUCGCCUUAACACACUCCUAUCAUCCAAAAGCCUUCCGAGGCUGACGAAUCUCCUCGAUGUGACACCUUCGCUCCUUGUAGCUCUCUAUGAGACCAAUCCAACCUUCCAGCGUGUGCCCUUUGUGGACGUCACCGUACCCGAUUUUGCAACGAAGCUCAGGAAUAUGAAGCUACUUGUGAGUAGCAUUGCAGGUAGCCGGAAUGGAUAUUUAACGGAAAGAAAGAGACGACAACUUGAGAGGCUAGAUCUACGCAAGUUCUGUGAAAAGGACCUUGAUGCUAUCAGGGAUACCGUUGAGAUUCUCGUUGAUGUUGGAGAAAGGGGACUACUAGUUGGGGUAGGAUCGGGAACACCCGGAACUAAAAGACGACCCCAGGAAAUCUCGAGGUCUGUGCACAAAGUAGAGAAGGUUGCCGGAAACAGCAUGGAAGGACCGCAAACAUCGAAGAAGAAACACCCAGUGCUGGUACUCCCCACAACGAAGUUGGAGGACCAAGAGAUAUCGACAGACGAUAAGGACUCGGGGUGGGAUGGUAGUAUUCUCGGAGCUAUGUCUCAGUCGGAUAAGGUGGGCUCCUCUAAGGGCCGAUUGACCCGGGGAAGUGAUUUCUCGGGAACGAGGAUCUCAGAUUUGAAAUCCAGGAAGGUUACCCAAGACAGUCGCUCAACGUUGGCCUCUACUUCGUCUAGUAGCUCUUCGGUGCCGCCUGGCUAUUUAGAGCAUCUUUCGGCACGUGUAAACGCAAUUGUUGCACGCUGUCCCGCACAAUCCCCACAACCUAAAGAGAAAUCGCGAGGUAGAGGUGACGUAGAUGACACCACCAAAGGCACGAAGAAGCAACAAACUGAGCGUGAAGAUUCUUCUACUUCGCGAAGGGUAUCCAGAAGAUCAGCAUUAGGACAACGGCAUGGUCUGGACUCCGACCAAUUCGGUGGUGAACUGAAAGCUCCUCGACCCACAACAGCUAGCACUUCAUCGUCCGGAAGAUUCGAAAGAAAACCAAAUGAGGCCCCUGUAUCGAGGGAACAAAAAGCAACAUCCAAAAAUUUGAAGCGAGGGCCCGCAAACCGAACAGGAAAGAAGAGAGAGAGCCGGAAAGAACAAGAAAGAUGGGGGACAGAGUCUGAAUCGGGCUUCGACACUUCACUAUCUUUUUCUUCGUUGGCAAGGAAAGACACCCUCGAUUCCCGUACCACUCGGAGAUCAUCAGCACCUGUAAGAGAGUCCGGCAUCAACCUCGAGGUGGCCGCGCACACACCUCUCCCCACCUCUCGCCCUGGCUCCACAACCUCUCAUAACUCUAGGCCAGAAAAAGACCAGCCUCAUAAAUCUCCACUACCACUAUUCCCCCAAUCCCUCCUCCGAACCAUGUACUGGGCAACCAGCCUGCCCACCCCGCCACUCUCUCCAAACGCCCAGAAAUGGGGUACCCGCCUCGCAGCCACUGCGACACCCUCAACAUCGAAACCGCAGCUUGGAAAACUCCGGCGAACAGUCAGCGCGUCACCGCUCCCCGCAUCAAUGCUCAAGAAACGCUCUCCUGCCAAGCGCUACGGUAGCGCAGGUCUGAUGGAGGCACGUGGAGCUGUCAGCGAAGAGUGGGCUUCUAAUCACUCGCAUGAGCGCUUAUCGGCGAAGGGAUCUUACUCAACACGGGGAACGCCUUUGCGUCCUCCGAAGGAGCUGCUCGCGUUUGCGGUGCCCCCGGCGCUAGCUUCUGCUAAUAGGAUGGCGAGGAUCACUAAGAACGACCCUUCAGGCCGGGAGAGGGAGCUGUAUCAUGAUGAGUUCGAAGAAGACGAUACAGAACCAGAUGAUACGGACUAUGAUGAAGAUGACGACGAUGAUAGGACCAGUAUAUACUCUGCCUCCACCGUAUCAUGGGGCGAAGACGAUCCUUUUACUGCAGCGUUGAGGCAAAGGCGGCAGCUCGCGCUCGAGAAGUUGCAUGCGAUGGAGAGGAGCUUCAAUGAGGAGAUCGAGGUUAAGAAGCAGGCGAGAAUUGAGAGUUGUGAGCCAAGCGGUAUGACACGGACUCGGAAGGUGGCUGUACGGACGUUGAAGAGGAAUUGA